GUCUUGCCGUUGGACCGAGGUGCAUGUCGCAGCGAGAGUGAUCAGGAAUAUUUGCUUAUCUUUGGAUAUUAAAACCGUGGAUUUUUUCGGAAGAUGAUGCAGAAAUCUUGAAAUGAGAGUGUGAGAUGGUAUCACUUCCGAAAGUGAGGAUAAUUAUCACUGCCCCAUUGAUGAAUACGACCAGAACGGGUCUCAGGAAAAGCUGCUGCUGCAUUCAUAAACACUUCUUUAGGACUCACAACAACCCCUGAGCUUUGUUUUGGGGUCAAAAAACACCACUUAUUCCUGUUGUGCACGUGGUUUGGUGAUGGCUGAAAAGGGUAAAAUGAACAUAGAGGAUCUCGGCGGAGUUGUCAGGCUCCGAGAGGAACACGAGAAGGUGGUGAAAGACUGUGAAAGUCGGAUUCUGCACUGGAAUAAGGUGUCAGGUGACUAUGAAGCCCUGAAUGACCGCCUAAAAACUCUUCCAGAUCAGCUGUCUUACGACAUCAUGGUUCCCUUUGGCCCUUUGGCCUUCAUGCCAGGGAAGCUGGUGCACACAAACGAGGUCACAGCGUUGCUCGGCGACAACUGGUUCGCCAAGUGUUCUGCUAAGCAGGCUCAGAAAAUUGUUGAUCACAGGAUGAAAUAUGUGAAGCAUGAGCUUGAUGAUCUGUCGAAGACGAUGAAAAACUUUGAGGCCAGAGUUGGGCUUGUGAAAGAUUUGGAAACCAUGUCAUCCAGCAAAGGGGACUAUGUUGACAUUAGAGAGGAGACCGGAAACAACAACGUGGUCGUCAGCAAAGGGAAGCACAGAAUAGCUCACAAACCAAAUUCUAAGCCCAAAUUGGACGCUGUCUUGGAUUUAAGAGAGGAGGAUGAAGAAAAUAAAGGAGAGGCCGGAGACGGGGGGAGCAGAAAAGGCACCAUGACUGAGGAGGAGUUGUGGGCUAGAUUGGAUGAACUCGAGAAACUGGAGGAGCUACAAGAUGAGCAGGACAGAUUAUACGAUAAUGCAGACAUGAACGGUGAGGACACAUCAUCCCUUUCCUCAGAGGAGGAGAAGGAGGGAGAUGCUGCGCCUCCGGUAAACGGACUGAGUCUGAAGCCAAGCUGGACGUCUGCGCCUCACAGUAAAGCGCCGCCGAGCGCAGACAGGAAGGCGGAAGAAGACGACGAGGAAGAGGAGGGCAGCUGUUUGCCUACCAUCUAUUUCUCACACACAACUGAACCCAAGAAGGUGAGGAUAAACACAGGAAAAAACACCAUGCUGAAGUUCAGUGAAAGGAAAGAGCAAAAGGAACACUCGAAGAGGAAAAAGAAAAACGGCCACAAUAACGGACACUCUCAUCACGAACUUUACAAAAUCACAACACCAACGGACAUCUACAGGUUGUUUGUGGAUGUGAAAAACGGGGAACCCAUCCCCAGAAAGUCUAUCCUAAAGUCUCGUAGCCGAGAGAACAGCGUGUGCAGCGACACGAGCGAGAGCAGCGCGGCAGACUUUGAAGAGCGACGCAUGAUAGGACGCAGCUUCAGCCACGACGAGGCGACGCACAGCGACACCAGUGACGGCAUAACAGAGGAGGACAGUCCCACGGCGGUCCCACUGCACCCCGCAACCAGAUUUGAGGCCUUUUCGGGUACAGUCGUAGAAAAGGACCCAAUGCCUUCUGCUGUCCCUCAUCUGACCAUCGCUCCACCAGCUCUGCCCACAAUACUGGAGAGGAAACACGAGGAGGUGGCGCCUGAUGUCGCCCCGCCCCAGGAAGCCCCGAAAAGGGUGUCAAAGUUUAAAGCUGCCAGGCUGCAGCAGAAGUGACUGUUAACGAGCAAAUAUCCAUAAUUCACAAUAACUGUUGUUUUUUUUUAAGCCUUUGCUUCUUUUCUACAACUGAUAACCGACACAAACAAUCCUCUCCUUUCUGUAACGUGUCUUUCACUUCUAUGCAUACAUGCAGUCAUUUAUUAUGACUGUUGAAGCUCCAAACACUAGCUACGCUGUCUCUUUUGCCUAUUCACUCCCACAGAAUAAAUGGCGAUUAAUAAAUGUCCAUUUUUCUGUGAUUGAUUAAAACGAUUGCUGUCUGUCAUAAGUUUACCCGUCUUCUGCUUCUCUGUUGAUCUAUACUAUCGUGGGUUUAUGUAAAACUCUGGGCUACACUUAGGAUCAGUUGCUUUUUCUUUCUUUUUCCAAGUAUUGAUCAUUAAACAGAAUCAGCUCUCAUUUUACCUUCACUUGACCUGCAUAACGAAUGUAUGUAUUCCUUUGUGACGAGCUUUGUGUAAAGACAAAAAAAGAAUAUUGAUGGAAACUAAAAGGAAAAUAAAUGAUUUUGGCUACGA
Messenger RNA from Plectropomus leopardus (leopard coralgrouper), 2325 nucleotides. It is a transcript of the gene uri1, whose product is annotated as URI1 prefoldin like chaperone. NCBI's taxonomy places the organism in Eukaryota, Metazoa, Chordata, Actinopteri, Perciformes, Serranidae. Gene Ontology annotation, biological process: negative regulation of transcription by RNA polymerase II; negative regulation of phosphatase activity. The record is from RefSeq and is a predicted model, not a curated record. Gene Ontology annotation, molecular function: chromatin binding; transcription corepressor activity; phosphatase inhibitor activity.